GUCAGAUUUCAUUUAAUGUGUAAAACAAUUUACAAAGAACAAAUAAAUAAUAUUCAAGUGAAUUAAAAUAAUGCAAAGUGCAAUAAUUAUUUCACAAUUUUUUAUUUUUACUUUUACUCUUGAGGGAAUAGUAGCCGAAGCAACAUGGAAAACAACUCGACUGGUUGACGGGCGCACGCGCUACGAGGGACGCGUAGAGGUGUUCGUUAAUGGCACGUGGGGAACGGUUUGUGACGACAAUUUCUCGAUGCCGGACGGGCAUGUCGCCUGCAGACAGCUGGGAUUUGAGACCGUGCUUAAAGUGUUUGGUGGGAGUCACUUUGGUCCAGGAACAGGUCCGAUAUUUCACGAUGACCUUUACUGUUGGGGAACAGAAAAUAGCCUUGACGAAUGCCACGGAACACAUGACCCGACGGCGUCUGACUGUGUCCACACGGAGGAUAUCGGAGUCCGAUGUUCGCCCCCAACAGUCACGUCAGCCAAAGACUGUAGAGACUCGCAGUUUCUAUGUGGCUCAGAACGAAAGUGCAUCCCCCGUCAGUGGCUGUGUGACGGACACGCAGACUGCGCUGAGGAUGAGUUACCACUUCUCUGCAACCUUUCACACACGUGUGGGGAACAAGUAGUACAGCCGUUGUCUAGACGUAUAGUAGGUGGAAACAACGCGCAUCAAGGAUCGUGGCCAUGGAUUACGUCACUCAAAGUGACGUCACAUGGUGGCUUAAUGGCGCAAGAGAUACUGUGUGCUGGCACGUUGAUUGACAAGAGAUGGGUUUUGACAGCAGCACAUUGCUUUGACAAUUUCAGACCAACUUCAUCUUCCUUUCAAGUAGUCGUGGGGGAUUACAACACCAAAUCAACUGAUCUUCACGAACAUAGUGUAUCUGUGAAUCACGUAUACAAACACAACGAGUACCACCCAGGGCGGCAUGGAAACGACAUUGCAUUGAUCAAGUUAUCCCAGGGUGUGACACGUAGCAAGCGGCAAGUUUGGCAAGCAUGUUUGCCAAAGUUUGACACCGAGCCGUUUGGUCCGGGUGACUCGUGCUACGUAACGGGCUGGGGAGAAUCCAGAGGCACAACAACAACUGGGAUCUUGCAGGAAGCGAUGGUUCCCAUCAUCAACAAAACCCUGUGUAACACGUGGUAUAACAAUACGCUGGGCCCAGGAAUGAUAUGUGCAGGGUACCAGUUCGGGGGAAUAGACGCUUGCAGGGGGGAUAGUGGCGGACCUUUGUCAUGCAAACGAGGCGACAGGUGGUUCAUAGCGGGCAUUGUAUCUUGGGGUGAAGGCUGUGCAAAGGCUCAUCAUCCGGGCGUUUAUACUGACGUCACAUAUUACAGCCCAUGGAUUGCUGACGUCAUACACAGAAAUACUGCAACGAUCACACCGGCGGACUUGUUUGGAUAACAAAAGUGUUUAAUAAGUGGGAGGAUGCCAUCUCAUUUUACAA
Mya arenaria is the source of this 1454-nucleotide messenger RNA. RefSeq names its product serine protease 33-like. Gene Ontology annotation, biological process: proteolysis. Gene Ontology annotation, molecular function: serine-type endopeptidase activity; protein binding. The record is from RefSeq and is a predicted model, not a curated record. The coding region runs from base 71 to 1411 and encodes 446 amino acids. Lineage: Eukaryota; Metazoa; Mollusca; Bivalvia; Myida; Myidae. The transcript is spliced from 9 exons. Gene Ontology annotation, cellular component: membrane.